AUGGGCACCGGACGAGGCGAGCCCGCCCGUCCUCUGCUGCCUCUGUGCGAGCACGGGAGCGGGCAUGGUCGGGAGGUUACCGGUCCAACAGAGGUGGCCGGGCAUGGGGGAUGCGGAGGCGAGGCCGGGCAUGGCGCGGGGAGCGGCGGCGCGAAUGAGGUGGUGGAGCAGAUGCUACUCCGGCGCAUGGAGAUGGAGAACGACGAGGACGACGAGGAAAGCAACGACGCCAGCUCCGACCUGUUAGGCGGUGCGGCGACCAUGACCACAUGCAGCGAGAUCCUCAAGCAGUCCCUAUCAUCUGGUAUCAGAGACCACUCACCUCCCUUCCGCCUCCACACUGGCCCAAUUCAUCGAAACACGGCGCAUCCAUCAGGCCCGAUCCGAGCUCACAGCCAUGGAUCCAUCGAUCCAGGCCUUCCUCGACCGGCUGGACGCGACACUGGUCGCUCACUCCACAUCAACGCAACGAUCCAAGCCCAGACGGCCAAGAUCGACGAUCUGGUCGCCUGGCGGCCGGAUCUGGAGAAACGCGUUGCAGAGCUCGGCGAGGCGGUCACGGCACUCCAGCAGGAGCGCCCCUCGUCGUCCUCAACUCCUACGGUGGCGCUCCCAACGGAGAAACUUCACUCUCCACACCCGGCGACUCUCGGUGCCCCCAUCGGGCCCGAGCCAGGCGCGGGCGGAGUGAUCCACGGGUCUCAUGACCACGGCGUCUUCGACAUCACACGGGGGUUGCCGGCGGCGUCGUUUCGCACGCCGCCGCCGCUCCCGGCCAACGGUCAGUCUAAUCCCAUCCCUCCAACGACACCGCUUUCUCCAUUUGCACACGCAAGCCAGCUCCUGACAGGGUUGGGGCAAGCUCAUCCUUCCAUCACGUUUCCACAAUUCUCUGGGGAGAACCCGAAUUUGUGGAAAACGUUAUGUGAGCAAUACUUUCAGAUGUUCGGUAUACACCGCACGUUUUGGGUACCUAUGGCAGCCCUCAACUUCUCUGGAUCCGCAUCGAUUUGGCUCCAAUCAAUCCAGAAAAAACUCUCUGAUUAUGACUGGGAUUCAUUUGCCGCAUUACUUUGCACGCGCUUCGGCCGUGAUAGGCACCAAAUGUUGAUUAGGCAAUUUUAUACUGUACGACAGGAUUCUACAGUAGCAGAUUACAUAGAGAAAUUUGAAUUGAUUAUCAAUCAUCUGAGUUCAUACUCUGACACCACUCAUCCGUUUUACUUUCUGACACGCUUCGUCGAGGGCCUGCGACCGGACAUCCGAGCGGUGGUGUUGGUCCAACGCCCACCCGAUUUGGACACGGCCUGCGCGCUGGCUCUCCUUCAAGAAGAGGUGGCGGAGGGUGGUCGUGCUGAACCACUCCGUCAGCAUCUGCGACGACCUCCCGAGGCACAGAUCCGCGCCAAUGGACCGUUGCCACUCCCGCCACCCCCAACGCGUCCCAACGCGACGGCACCAGGGGCGACCGAUCGGCGGGGCACUGAAGCAGCAAGAGCGGACACCACCAAGCUCAAGACGCUGCGAGACUACAGGCGUGCCCGUGGCCUAUGUUUCAAGUGCGGCGAGCGGUGGGGACACGAUCAUGUGUGUCCCACCUCUGUUCAACUACACGUUGUCGAGGAAUUACUUGAGCUCUUCGGCAUAGACAGUGUGACAGAGACGACAGAACAGCUUGAAGAAACAGUGAUGGCUAUUUCACGCUCAGCAAUAUCUGGAGGAGUUUCAGCUAAAGCAUUCCAGCUGCAGGCAUGGAUUCAGGGGCGCGAAGCGCUGAUGUUGGUGGACUCGGGGAGUUCGACAUCUUUUGUCAACACCGAUCUGGCCAAGUUUCUGGAAGGAGUUGCACCUUUGAGCAAAACUUACAGAGUACGAGUAGCUGAUGGCGGUGAAUUGAAAUGCUCAGCCAUCAUCCCGCAGUGCAGUUGGUAUACACAAGGACAUGAGUUCACCACGGAUUUGAAAGUACUAUCCCUGGGUGUGUAUGACGCGAUAUUGGGGAUGGACUGGCUAGAGGAGCACAGUCCCAUGACAAUUGACUGGAAAGCCAAAUCCAUUGCAAUGCCGUCAGCACAAGGAGUGAUCUCGCUCCAGGGCCACGAAGCGGAGUCAACUGAUUGUUUGCUCAUCAAUAGUCUGCAAUUACAAGGAUUGUGCAAAAACAAUGCAGUGGCUUACAUGGUGCAACUACACACAGUGGAACUGGACAGUGAGCAAAGCACAAACAUCCCAGAAGCUCUCCAACAAGUCAUUGCUGAAUUUCCUGAUCUCUUUGAAGAACCAACGGAAUUGCCCCCACGACGCGAGUGUGAUCACCACAUUCCUCUUAUACCGGGCGCGCAGCCGUUCAACAUACGUCCAUAUCGUCACAAGCCAGAGCACAAGGACGAGAUAGAGCGUCAAGUGGCAGAGCUGUUGCGUACCGGAGUGAUAGCUUCACCGGUAAUUCUGGUCAAAAAGAAGGACGGGACUUGGAGGCUCUGCGUCGACUAUCGUCACCUGAAUGCCAUCACGUGCAUUACAAAGUUUCCCAUACCAGUCAUUGAAGAACUGUUAGACGAGCUGCAUGGUGCCUGUUGGUUCUCCAAACUAGAUCUGCGGGCAGGUUACCACCAAAUCAGGCUCGCUGAGGGGGAGGAGUACAAGACAGCAUUUCACACACACUCGGGCCAUUAUGAAUUCCGCGUGGUCUCUUUCGGGCUGGCAGGUGGACCGGGGACAUUCAACAGUGCGGUCACCAAUACCUUGCACCCCCUUCUACGCCACUGCGUGCUGCUAUUCUUCGACGACAUUUUGGUCUUCAGCCGUACUCUACGCGACCAUAUCAAGCAUCUGCGGCAAGUCCUCGAACUACUCCACAGAGAUCAGUGGAAGGUUAAAUUCAGCAAGUGUGCCUUCGGCCAACACAAAGUGGCAUAUCUGGGACAUGUAGUCAGCGCGGAGGGCGUAGCUACGGAUCCAACCAAGAUUAAAGCAGUCUCUGAAUGGAAGACACCAGCCACUGUCAAGGAGGUGCGCAGCUUUCUGGGACUAGCUGGCUACUACAGACGCUUUGUGCGCAACUUUGGUGUCAUUGCGCGCCCCCUGUUCAAUCUCCUCAAAAAGGGGGUACCGUUUGUGUGGACUCAGCACACAGAAACGGCGUUUCAACUCCUCAAAACUCAGCUCACCACAGCUCCGGUCCUCGCAUUGCCAGACUUUACCAAGCCAUUCUGUGUAGAAACGGACGCCAGCGACAGAGGGAUAGGAGCGGUGCUACAACAAGGAGGGCACCCGAUCACUUUCAUGAGCAAAGCAUUGGCCCCGCGCUAUCAAGGAUUAUCAACAUAUGAGAAAGAAUACUUGGCAGUGAUAGUGGCUGUGGAUCAAUGGCGCCCGUACCUGCAACAUGGAGAAUUCACCAUCCUGACUGAUCAAAAAAGCUUGAUUCACUUGGAGGAACAACGGCUCUCGACACCCUGGCAACAAAAAGCUUUCACAAAGUUGCUUGGCCUCCAAUACUCCAUCAGAUACAAAAAAGGGACAGAUAACAACGCCGCAGAUGCCCUCUCAAGAGCGGAACCAACAGAGAUGUUAGCAGCUGUCACUUCCUGCCAGCCAGCAUGGCUGGAUGAUGUUGUGGCCAGCUAUAACUCUAAUCCCCAAGCACAGAAGCUCCUGGAAGAGCUCGCCAUCCGGGCCGACCCAAAGGAUCGUUUCUCUCUUACUCAAGGGAUUCUUCGUUUCCGUGGUCGAAUUUGGCUGGGUGGCUCAACAGCAUUGCAACAGCGCAUCAUCAGCGCCUUCCAUAACAGUCCUAUGGGAGGUCACUCCGGGAUCCCAGCCACUUACCGCCGUAUCAGACGCCUGUUUGCAUGGCCGAAGAUGAAGACACACAUUCACCAAUACAUUCGCUGCUGCACAAUUUGCCAGCAAGCGAAACCAGACCGUGCUGCUUCCCCGGGACUUCUUCAGCCACUUCCCAUUCCCACAGCUCCUUGGGAGAUGAUAUCCAUGGAUUUCAUCGACGGACUCCCGCAAUCAGCUCAGUUCAACUGUCUCCUGGUGAUUGUGGACAAGCGCACCAAGUUCGUGCACUUCCUCCCAUUGGCGCAUCCCUACACUGCAGCCAAAGUGGCCCUCCUCUACAUGAACCAGAUUUACAAGCUGCAUGGGUUACCGGGUGCAAUUGUCUCGGAUCGUGAUCCGGUCUUCACCAGCCACUUCUGGCAAGAGCUUUUCAAGCACGCGGGUUCCGAGCUUCAUCUCAGUACAGCCAAUCACCCGCAAACGGACGGGCAAACGGAGCGUGUCAAUCAGUGUCUGGAAACAUAUCUGCGGUGUUUCACGCAAGCUUGCCCGAAGCGCUGGAGCUACUGGAUACCUAUGGCACAAUUCUGGUACAACUCAUCUCACCACUCAGCUAUCGGUAUGUCCCCAUUCAAAGCUUUGUUUGGUCACGAACCACGCCAGUGGGGCGUCACAGCCUCGGAGGACUGUUCAGUUCAAUCGUUGCAGUCUUGGUUGGAAGAAAGAACUGUCAUUCAGAACAUCCUCCAACAGCAUUUGAAUCGGGCGCGUCAAUGCAUGAAGGCGCAGGCUGACAAGAAGCGAUCUUGGAGGCAAUUUGAGAUAAAUGACGUUGCUUACAAGCUGCAGCUGCCUCCUGGAGCCACGGUGCACCCGGUCUUCCACGUUUCUUUGCUGCGUCGAGCACUUCUCCCAGGCAUGGAGGCGUCGACACACCUGCCGGUGGAACAGGACGCGAAGGCUGUACCACUGGCGAUCCUUCAAACACGUUGGCGCAAGACGGCGGGCGCAAUGAUCGAGCAAGUCCAGGUGCAGUGGUCACCUGAAUCCACGCUGGGCACCACCUGGGAGGACAAGGCCGCGCUCUUCGACAAGUUCCCUCAGGCAGAGGCUUGGGGUCAAGCCUCAACACAAGAAGGGGGGGAUGUCAGCGUCCCUGCCCCUGACAUGCAGGCCCCACGUACCACCAGCUACGGACCAGGUGAAGGCCGGCCUCAUCGACAGGCCAAGGCCAACGCAAGAGUAACUGGGCCAGAGUGGGUCCAAUAG
This is a messenger RNA of Aegilops tauschii subsp. strangulata, 5058 nucleotides long. RefSeq lists its product as uncharacterized. Lineage: Eukaryota; Viridiplantae; Streptophyta; Magnoliopsida; Poales; Poaceae. Gene Ontology annotation, biological process: DNA integration. The record is from RefSeq and is a predicted model, not a curated record. Gene Ontology annotation, molecular function: nucleic acid binding.